CUAUAUGUUUCAGUAGAGACAUUAAAUAUGACAAUAGAAUAGAAAUCAUUUAGUUUUACUUUGUAGUUUCUGGCGUCUGGUCGUCUCUUUCAGUCCAACAUGGAGCUGAUGUGAACAUGGAUCCAAAUACUGACUUUCACUUCUUAUUAAUAAACCGUACGUUGUUUGUUUGUUUGUGCCCCAACUCAGCUCAUGUGUUGUCAGGUAGCCGUGACCUCUGACCUCUGACCUCUGACCUCUCACCUUUUCAUCAUAUUAAAACACUGUAAUAAUUACACUUUUAUAUUAUAAUAUAAUAUCAGGCUUAUUCAGCUUCAGAACAAACAGGCGGUGCUUCAUCACAAAGUGACAGCUCCGUGUUUUAUUAAGGUUUUAUUGAGAUUAACAGAUGACUCAUGUUGUUGUUGUUGUUGUUGUUGUUGUUGUUGUUGUUGUUUCAGAUGCAGUUCUGCGGCCGUUUGCUGGUUUCCUGUCUGCUCUUCAUCACUUUGCUCCACGGCGACGUCGACGGCUUCAGAGUCCGACAACAGCCCGCCCGGCGUUUCGACCGACCCGCCUCGAGGGCUCCGGCGGCUCUUCGGUCCCGUCCUGGAGGGGUGAAGGCCGGGGAGGAGCUGACGGCGAAGCUGCUCCGAUUGGACGAUCUGGUGAGGAUGGAGAAUGAUGUCAUGGAACCAAAGAGGAAGAGGAGUUUCCCCGGCAACAGCGCCCCGCUGGACCGCCUGUCGGUCAGCUCCAUGGAGACCAAACAGGGAACAACCAAGCAGAGUAAGGUCGUGGAGUUGCCACGGCGACGAGUCAAUCCGCCUCCCAUCGACAGGAUCGGAAUGAGUCGUCUACCAAACAGUCGAGGAUAGGCCACGCCCCCCUCCAUAUGACAGCCCGCCCCCCCCCCCCUACAGCCAGCGCCCUCCUCUGGACAGAGGAAUCACCACAGAUGCAUGAAAACACAGCCAAUCACCAACCGCCACGCCCACGCCCACCUCCACCUGUCAGUCAUCCACGCCCACCUCCACCUGUCAGUCAUCCACGCCCACCUCCACCUGGACACCCCCCAACCACACACACAGCGAUGAAUGUCUCAUGAUGGUGCAUUCAGGUGCCCCUCGGUGAAUUCAUCACCCGUGUCUGAGAAUGACCGAAUGAUCCGACGUUUCCUGAUCAGAGUUCAUGUUUCUGUCUUAAUAAGAAACUUUUACUAAAUCUGCCUUUAGAUUCUAGAAACUGAACUCAAAUAUCUGAAUGAUUAGAAAUCUCUUUCUUCAGUAACUCCAUUCAUCAUUUCUGUCCUGAAUUAACAGCUGUGGUUUAAAAAGAGAUUUCUUCAGCAGGUUUUGAAUUUAAAUUUGGUAAAUUACUGAAAUACUUAACAUGAGUGUAUAUUAUUCUGAAACAGGCCUCUGGUCCAGACCGGACUCUAUGAGCACUAACACUGUGCAUGUUGAUGCUGAUACUGUGGUGCUUCUAUUGAAGUUAAAGUAUCUGGUAUUACUACUUUCACUUCAGUAAAUAAUCUGAGUAUUUCUUCUUUUGUGUUGACCUCGAACUGACUCUCAACUCAACACUCAUGAUGUAACUAACUUGCAGUUUUUUUUCCCGGGUGUCACCUGAAUGCAUCAUCACUCCCCUCCUCCUCCCUCCUCCGACUGGAGGCGUCCUCCGCCUCGACGCUCAAACUGAACAUGUGACUCGACUUGACUUGAGUGGUUGUUAUUUUUCCAGCAGUGCAGCAGGUCUGUUUACAGCAGGACGACGCGCUGAGAGACGUCUCCACGGCAACGGACCGGACCGGACCGACCUACACCGGACAUACAGAAUAACACUUUAAUAUUACACGUGACAACCAACACGGUUUAACGGUGAAGCCAGCGAGAGAUUUGGUUUAUUCUUACCGUUAAUGAGUGGCGUCUCGUGGUCGUUAGAGGAACCGCAUCUUAAAAAGCUAAAAGGAAAAGUUCAACACACAUCGGUGACGUCACGCCGCCAGACGCGGCCCGUCGCGGCCCGUCGCGGCC
This is a messenger RNA of Sebastes umbrosus (honeycomb rockfish), 2015 nucleotides long. It is a transcript of the gene ostn, whose product is annotated as osteocrin. Gene Ontology annotation, biological process: hormone-mediated signaling pathway. The coding region runs from base 396 to 857 and encodes 153 amino acids. Lineage: Eukaryota; Metazoa; Chordata; Actinopteri; Perciformes; Sebastidae. Gene Ontology annotation, molecular function: signaling receptor binding. The record is from RefSeq and is a predicted model, not a curated record. The transcript has 4 exons.